Molecule: messenger RNA, 267 nt
Organism: Spodoptera littoralis (African cotton leafworm)
Lineage: Eukaryota; Metazoa; Arthropoda; Insecta; Lepidoptera; Noctuidae
Source: the annotation of a GenBank genome assembly
AUGUCGUCUGAAGUGUCGCUGGAAGGUCGAGAGCGGCCAGGAUUUGUGAAGCGAGCGGCCGCCGCGUGUGCAAAGGCGGCAUUUUCCCAAAUUGGCCUGGUGAUUUUAGUGGUGAUAUACGUACUUCUUGGUGCAGUGCUCUUUGAAUAUUUGGAGUCCGGUCCCGAGGUGCAGAAAAGGUCUGCCAUACAGAGAUCGAGAGAGGAGUGCUUGAAAGAGCUCUGGGCAAUAACAGGUGGAUUGCCUUUCAUAUAUGAUUUCCCCUGA